AUGGCUCGAGGUAGCCGUGCUGGGUGGCCCGGGCGGGGUCGCGUGGGCGGCGAGCGGUCGGGGUGGCGUGGACGGUCCCGCGCAGCCCUGGAGGCGGCGGCCGGGGCCCAGGACCUCAGGAUCGUGGGCCCCCAGUCCUCAGAGCCUCGCCCAACCUCUGUUUCCUCCCGACGCCCAGUGUGGCAGCAGCCGUUCCUGAACGUCUUCAGACACUUCAAGGUGGAUGAGUGGAAGCGAUCGUCCAAGGAGGGCGAUGUGGCCUCUGUGAUGGAUAAGACGCUGAAGAGCGCCGUGUACCGUAUCCGGGGAUCUGUGUCCGCUGGCAACUAUAUCCAGCUCCCCAAAACCAGCACCCAGUCCCUGGGGCUGACUGGGCGCUACCUGUAUGUGCUUUUCCGGCCCCUGCCCACCAAGCAUUUCAUCAUCCACCUGGACGUGUCCACUGAGGACAGCCAGGUUGUCCGCAUGUCUUUCUCCAACCUCUUCAAGGAGUUCAAGUCCACAGCUACGUGGCUUCAGUUCCCCUUUAUCUGGGAGGCCCGGCUGUCCAGGCCAGACCAGGCAGGCGCAGCGCCCCCCGGCACCCGCUGGACCUGCCUACAGCUAGACCUGCAGGCCAUCCUGCUCACGUACCUGAACCGGUGCUACAGGCACCUCAGGAGCGUCCGGCUGUGUGCCAGCCUGCUAGUCCGUAACCUGUACACCAGCGACCUGUGCUUUGACCCCGCUGUAACUGUGACUGAGGCCCGGCGUGACAAGCUGGCUGUCACUCCCAUGCCCCGAGAAAUGGCAUUCCCGGUGCCGAAAGGAGACCGCUGGCACGACCACUACGUCCAUAUCCGGUUUCCAAGUGACAGCCUGGAAGCACCCCGUGAGCUGGGUUGGAAGAGCUGCUCCCCUCCUGAGGCAGGCCUCCCGGGGCCUGGGCUGCAGCUUCAUCCACGUGUGGUGGCUGGCGGCAGAACCCUACAGGACGGCAUAUCUGCCCUGGUCCAGACGUCCAGCCUCACAGCCUCCCGCCGGGCCCCCUUGGUGCCUGCGCCCCUCCCAGAGGUCAGCUUGUCCUGUGAGCGCCUGGGGGCCUUGGCCCGCGUGGGGGCCGGCGACAGCAUCCACGUAUUUGCCUGCACACCAGCCACGGCGCCUGCAGCACAGGACGAUAUUGGCGUUCGGGAGGUGCGUGUGUCUAGGCAGCUGUGGGCCUCGCUGCAUUGGGCCCAGGGCGCUGACCGCCAGCAGCAAGCAGGGCAGACAGGCGGCUCGGAGCAAGAACCUCCCUCUCCCAAGAGUAAGGAUGCAGCCUGUGCACUGCCCCCAGCUCUCAGUCCCACUCCAGCCCCUGGGAGCCUGGUCUCCUGCCACAUGGUGGGCACCCACUCGGGAGGGGGCGGGGACAGGCUGUGCCCUGUGGGGCUCUCACCAGGGGCCUGCCGGUUCCAGAGCUUCCUCCCGGACCCGAUUCUGAGGCUGAAGGGUGCCAUCGGCUUCGGGGGCCACAGCAGCAGAUGGGCCCUGUGGACCAAGGACGGGGCCUCUGUUGUGUACCCCUGCCAUGCAGUCGUUGUCGUCCUACACAUCAGCACAGGCGAGCAGCGCUUCUUCCUGGGCCACACAGACAAGGUGUCCGCCCUGGCUCUGGACGGGAGCAACUUGCUGCUAGCUUCGGCGCAGGCACAGCCUCCGAGCCUGGUGUGGCUGUGGGACUUCAGGACGGGGGGCUGCCUGUCCAUGUUUCAGAGCCCACUCCACUCUGUCUGCUCCCUCAGCUUUUCUGACAGUGGGGCGGUUCUCUGCGGGGUCGGCAAGGAUGGCCACGGGAGGACGAUGGUGGUGGCCUGGGGCACCAGCCAGGCGAGCCUUGGGGGUGAGGUCAUCAUUCUCGCAAAGGCUCACACCGACGUGGACGUCCAGUCCUGGGCGGUCGCCUCUGAUGACACCAGGAUGGCAUCGUGUGGGCGAGGCAGCGUGAGGCUGUGGAGGCUGCGGGCUGGGGCCCUGCGCUCCUGCCCGGUCGACCUGGGGGAGCAUCACGCGCUGCACUUCACUGACCUUGCCUUCGAGCGCGGCCAGGACGGGCCGCACACACUCUACGUGUGCAGCCGGAGCGGCCACAUCCUCGAGGUGGACGUCCAGCACGUGGCCGUGCGGCACGCACGCCGCCUGCUGCCCAUGCAGCCCCCCAGCGGCUCCCACACACAGAAGCCCACCUUCACCUCGGGCCCUGGUGUUGCCAUCAGCAGCCUCAGUGUGUCUGCGACCAUGUGUGCUGUGGGCUCUGAGGACUGCUACCUGCGUCUCUGGCCCCUGGACUUCCGUGCCGUACUCCUGGAAGCAGAGCAUGAGGGCCCAGUCAGCUCGGUCCGUGUCAGCCCUGAUGGUCUGCGUGUGCUGUCCACCACCACCACGGGUCACCUUGGGCUCCUGGACGUGGCGUCCCAUGAAUACCACGUGCUGGCUCGCUCACACACCGCCUCUGUGCUGGCCUGUGCCGUGGAGCCGGGCAGCAGGCAGCUUGCCACCGUGGCCCGGGACAACACUGUCUGCAUCUGGGACCUGGUGACCCUGCGGCAGCUGUACGACCUCAGGCCCUCUGACCAGGCCCCGUGUGCAGUGGCCUUUCACCCCACACGGCACAUCCUGUUCUGUGGCUUCUGCGGAGGCACUGUGCGGGCUUUCAGCCUGGUGGCCUCAGACGCACUGAUGGAGCACAGGCGACACAGAGGAGCAGUGACGGGCCUGGCUGUCACCCCCGAUGGAAGCUUCCUGUUCAGUGCCUGCUCUCAGGGCACCCUGGCCCAGUAUGACUGUGCAGCACCCCGGUGCUCCGUCCUCCGUGUGGCAGGGAACAUGGUAUGCCAGGACACUGGGCCAAGCCCCAGCACCCUGGCAGUGAGCAGAGACAGCUGCCUGCUGGCCUUCGUGGGUCCCUCCAAGUACACAGUGACUGUUGUCGGCACAGCCUCCCUAGACGAGCUUCUGCGGGUGGAUGUCAGUGCCCUGGACCCAGCUGGCAGGCACCGGGACUCGGCUGUGGCUGUCUGCUUUGGGCCUCUGCCCACUGGCCACCUACUGGUGUCCACCUUAUCCUCCAAAGUCCUGGUACUGGAUGCUGCAUCAGGGCGUACCGUCCAGGAGCUGUCCGGCGUCCACCCUGUGGCCUGCUCCUCCCUGGCUCUCAGCGAGGAUGCCCGCCUCCUGGUGACGGCUGGUGACCGGGCCAUCAAGGUGUGGGACUCCCCAGCACAGGCGUACCCUGGCUGCCAGGUAUUCAUCGGACACUCGGAGCCUGUGCAAAGCGUGGCCUUCACCCCUGACCAACGGCAGGUCCUCAGUGUGGGGGAUACCGUUUUUCUCUGGGACAUUCUGGCCUACCCUGAAAGGACGCCCUGGGGCAGGCAAGUGUCCGCCCUCAUCCCCUGCCCACCUGCCACGUGGCACCUUCUCAACCCCAUGUCUCGUUUCUGCAGUGCCCAGGGCUCGGCCAAGACUCCCCCAGCCGGGGAGGUGGGGCUGGGUACAGGACAGCAGGAAGAGGAGGCGGCCUCUGGGGCCUGUGGGCUCCCCCGGCGCCAGGUGCCCAUGCCAUUGUCCCAGGCCUCCCCACCCCAGUUGGCCAUCAGCCCCACACCCGCUGAGGGCAGUGACGGUGCCAGCAGCCCCAGGGACACCAUGGCCCCCACUGCCACCCGCCCUGACUGCUACAGGCACUUUGUGCCACGUUUCAAGACCUCCUGCCUGCCCCAGUGGUGUGACCCUGAGGGGGUCUGGGUCUUGUGCAAACAGAGUGCUGCUUUCCCUCCGGCUGGCUGCGAGCGGCUGCGUCUGAAGGCUGUCGUGGGCUACAGCGGGAAUGGGCGGGCCAACAUGGUGUGGAGGCCGGACACAGGCUUCUUUGCGUACACGUGUGGCAGCCUGGUGGUGGUGGAGGACCUGCACUCUGGCUCCCAGCAGCACUGGCUUGGCCACCCUGAGGAGGUCUCCACACUGGCCCUCAGCCACGAUGCCCAGGCUCUGGCCUCGACCUCGGGCUGCAGCAGCAAGUCUGCCCGCUGCCAGAUCCGCGUAUGGGACGUGUGCACGGGCGCCUGUCGGAGGCUCAUCUUCUACCACGACUCUGCUGUCCAGGCCCUGGCCUUCUCGCCAGACGACAGACUCCUCGCCACAGUGGGUGACUACAGCGACCGCACCCUAGCCCUGUGGAGCACGGCCACCUACGAGCUCGUGACCUCCACCCGCCUCCUGGAACCAGUGCACAGUGUGGCCUUCGGCCCUGGGGAGGCCACCAAGCUUGCCUGUGUGGGCCAGGGUGCCAUCACCUUCUGGUUCCUACAGCAGCAUGGGGCAGACAUCCACCUCCAGGUACGCCGUGAGCCCCUCCCUGUGGGGGUGGGGGCCGGCGAGCUGACCUCGCUGUGCUUUGGUGCCCCACCCCUGCUCUUCUGCGGCUCUAACGCGGGUCAGGUGUACGUCUGGGACACACGCUCCAGGAGGUGCUUCCUGGCCUGGGAGGCUGAUGACGGCGAGAUUGGGGUGCUGUUGUGCUCGGGGGCACGUCUGGUCAGCGGCAGCAACACGCGAAGACUGCGCCUGUGGGCUGUGGGGGCCGUGCCGGAGCUGAGGCUGAAGGGCUUGGGGGCCAGGUCUGGCGCCGUCCUCCUGGAGCGUGAACUGAUGCUGGAUGGGGCCAUUGUGAGUGCCGCCUUCGAUGACCAGCUGAGUAUGGGCAUCGCGGGCACCACCGCAGGCACGCUCUGGUACGUCAGCUGGGCCCAGGGGACCAGCACCCGCCUCGUCAGUGGCCACAGGAACAAGGUGAACGAAGUGGCCUUCAGCCCUGACGAGGCGCGCUGUGCCACCUGUGCUGAGGACGGGAGCGUGCGGGUCUGGUCCGUGGCCAGCAUGGAGCUGGUGAUCCAGUUCCAGGUAUUGAGCCAGAGCUGUCUCUGCCUGGCGUGGAGUCCCCCCUCCCGCAGACACCUGGGGCCCCAGCGUCUGGUGGCUGGCUAUAGCGACGGCACCCUGAGAAUCUUCAGUGUCUCCCGCACGGAGAUGGAGAUCAAGAUGCGCCCCCACCCAUCUGCACUGACAGCCGUGGCCUUCACCGCCGACGGUCAGAUUGUUCUCUCCGGGGACAAGAAUGGGCUGGUGGCUGUGAGCCGACCCCAAACAGGGAUGACUGUCCGUGUGGUGAGAGAUCACCAGGGUGCCCCAAUUUCCGCCAUCCAGUGCAGAAGCAAGGAGCACGGAGACUUUGGAGUGCCAGGUACAGAGCUGUGGCUGGCUGCCAGCGGAGACCAGCGGGUCAGCGUCUGGGCGGCCGACUGGCUGGAGGACCGCUGUGAGCUGGUGGGCUGGCUGAGCUUCCCGGCUCCGGCACUCACUGACCCACCUGGCCACUUGCCUCCCUCCCUCGCUGCCUUCUGUCCCUGGGACAGUGACCUGCUGGUGUGCGCCGGCCUCGGCCCGCGGAAGGAGCUGCUUCUGUACAGCCUCCACCAGAAGCAGGUCGUGGAGACGGUCCCACUGCCCCUCUUCGCCUUGUCCCUGAGCCUGUCCGUGGGAGCCCGCCUUGUGGCUGUUGGCUUCACUGAGCGCUUGCUAAGGCUGGUGGACUUCGCAUCUGGGAGUGCGCAGGACUUCGCCGGCCACGACGACUCAGUGCAUCUGUGCCGGUUCUCCCCGUCCACGAGGCUGCUGCUCACGGUGGCCCACAACGAGGUCCUGCUGUGGGAGGUCUCGGCCGCCCAAGGGGCAGGGACCACUGUGCCUGGCGCCCAGGAGGUCUCCCCAGUACCUGUUGGAACAGCUGGGCCUCCUGCUGGCCACAGAGCCUGCAGUCGCCAGUGA
Orycteropus afer afer is the source of this 5847-nucleotide messenger RNA. Lineage: Eukaryota; Metazoa; Chordata; Mammalia; Tubulidentata; Orycteropodidae. The record is from RefSeq and is a predicted model, not a curated record.